GGGGCGCCCAGGACCGGCCGGACCUGUGCGACCCGGGGCCCCGGUUGUCUGGGGAGCCUGUCACUUCGAGAAGGCAGGUUCUUCCGGGGCUGGGACAGCUGUGGGCGGCAGGAUGCCGCGGUGCCUGCAAACUCAUAAAUACCGCCACCUCACUGGUGGCCGGAGACGUGCGCGCGUGCGGGCAGCUGGCGCCCCGAGGCAUCUGGAUAACCAUCCCCUUGAAGACCUCCCCGCUAUCCUGCCUCCCUCCCCGCGUUGCCUGAUCUCCCUCCACUCUCCAUCUUCCCAGCCCCUUUGUGCUGUUCCUGACGGGAUCUGAUCUACUGUGGACCCCUCCACUUCCCCAUCUGCCCCCCACACUGCCCCCUUACCAUGAGCCCCCUUUGUCCCUGCUGUCUGCUCCUGGUUUUCUCCUUGGGAGUCCAGGGGACCCCAGUGGCUCCCAGGGCUGCCCCUGAGCAAGUCCACCUGUCCUACCCAGGUGAGCCGGGCUCCAUGACUGUGACCUGGACCACAUGGGUCCCCACCCCGUCGGAAGUGCAGUUCGGCCUGCAGCUAACGGGGCCCCUGCCCCUCCUGGCCCAGGGCACCUUCAGCCCCUUUGUGGAUGGGGGCGCUCUCCGGAGGAAGCUCUUCAUACACCGGGUCACGCUGCGGGGGCUGCUGCCGGGGGUCCAGUACGUUUACCGCUGUGGCAGUUCUCAGGGCUGGAGCCGUCGGUUUCGCUUCCGGGCCCUGAAGAAUGGUCCCCACUGGAGCCCCCAUCUGGCUGUGUUUGGGGACCUGGGGGCUGACAACCCGAAGGCCUUCCCGCGGCUGCGCAGGGACACCCAGCAGGGCAUGUACGAUGCUGUUCUCCAUGUGGGAGACUUCGCCUACAACAUGGAUCAGGACAAUGCUCGUGUCGGGGACAAGUUCAUGCGGCUCAUCGAACCUGUGGCCGCCAGCCUGCCCUACAUGACGUGCCCUGGGAAUCACGAGGAACGCUACAACUUCUCUAACUACAAGGCCCGAUUCAGCAUGCCAGGGAACAAUGAAGGCCUGUGGUACAGCUGGGAUCUAGGCCCUGCCCACAUCAUCUCCUUCUCCACGGAGGUCUACUUCUUCCUCGGUUACGGCCGCCACCUGGUAGAGAGACAGUUCCACUGGCUGGAGAGCGACCUCCAGAAAGCCAAUAAGAACCGGGCAGCCCGGCCGUGGAUCAUUACCAUGGGCCACCGGCCCAUGUACUGUUCCAAUGCUGAUUUGGAUGACUGUACGUGGCAUGAGAGCAAGGUUCGCAAAGGCCUCCGUGGCAAGUUCUACGGGUUGGAGGAUCUUUUCUACAAAUACGGGGUCGACCUGCAGCUGUGGGCUCAUGAGCACUCCUACGAACGCCUGUGGCCCAUUUACGACUACCAGGUAUUUAAUGGCAGUCGAGAGAUGCCCUACACCAACCCCCGAGGCCCGGUCCACAUCAUCACGGGAUCUGCUGGUUGUGAGGAGCGACUGACCCCCUUCUCCCUCUUCCCGCGGCCCUGGAGCGCCGUGCGCGUGAAGGAGUAUGGGUACACGCGGCUACACAUUCUCAACGGGACCCACGUGCACAUCCAGCAGGUGUCGGACGACCAGGACGGGAAGAUUGUGGAUGACGUCUGGGUGGUGAGACCCCUCACUGGCCGGAGGAUGUAUCUCUAGGCACAGGGGCAGCUGUCAUCAGCAACCUUGGGCCUCGCUGCCUUGGCUCGUGUGACCUGACUCUGCCUAGGCCCAAGUGGAGAGUUGGGGCAGGUUGACUCCCAGCCCUUCUGAGGCCCCGUGUGGGGUGGAUGCAGUCCCGAAGCAGCUGGAGCAGCUCUCCCCUCCUGGAGAGGUGGGGGUACCCUCCGGCUGCGAUGGGAGGGCCAACGUGCAGGCGCAGAGCAAAGCAGGGCAGGUGUGGGGCGGCGCGGCCCUGCUCUCCUGCAUAGCACGGACAGGGUGGGGCUCCCAUGGGGCCCCGGGAAUAAAGAGGCUUAUAGCUGUGGCCAUGGACUCUGCACUUCUGCGGGGGAUGCCCCCUGGGCCGUCAGGUCGAGGGGCAUCACCAGCCCUAAGUCAGCAGUGGGCACGGCUGUCAUGACACUACUCUCCAGCAGGUGGCAACAGUGACUUUCUCCUCCUAGGCCGGCCCUCAAUGCUCCUAACGCCUGAGGAGCGCCUCAGUCCCAGCCCAGCAUUGAGAAGUGUUAACACACCCGACUCCAAGCUGGGGGUGCUUGCAAGCCUUAGGAUCUCACACACCUUCCAUUUUCCUCCCCUUUCCCUUCCUUUUCUCCUCCCUGUCUCUAUCCCCUUCCUUUUCAUGUACUCACCUGUUAUUUAUUGGGCAUCUCCCAUGUGCCAGGCCCUGGUCUCAGUCCUGGGAGACAGCUAUGAACAAGCCAGAGAUCUCUGCCUUCACGGAGCUGAUACUCUAACCAGGGGGUCAGACAGCAAACACAAUAAAUAAGAAAAAUGUAAAGCAGGGUAUAUACUGGUAAGCGCUCUGAAAAAGCAGGGAAGGGGCCUGCGGGGGGACAGUUGCAGUUUUUACAAGGAUAAUCAGGGAGACCUCACGAGGAGGGUGACAUUUGAUCUGAAGGAGUCUGAGAGAGAAGCCACAGGGACAGAGUGUUUCUGGCAGAGGAACAGCCUGUGCAAAGGCCCUGAGGCAGAAACAUGCCGGCCCUGGCAGGGUAUCAGUGUGGAGGCGAGUGCAGCCAGGGCAGAGUGAGUAGGGGAGGAUAGAGACAGGGAGCUGAUGGUGAAAGAUCGUGUGGGGCCUUGUGGGGCCCAAGAGGACUUUGUCCUUUUUCUGCAGGAGGGCUCUGAGUCAGUGACAGACACUUCUGACCGUAGGAGGCCUAGGCCACGCUGGGCGCUGGUCCCAGGGCUGAGAGCUUCCCCGGGGCCUCCCGUGGGCUCCCAGCCCUGCAGGCCGAUCUCGCAUUAUUGCUCCAUGAGCUGCAUAGGCUUCCUCACACUUACUGCUGUGCCCACGGCACACCAGCUUCCUGCGGUUUCUUGAAUUAUGCGAGGCUUUUUCUCACCCUGCGCGUGCCCUCUCCCCGGCUCAUCCUGGGCUGGCACCUUCUCAGCCUGAGCUCUCCGCCUCCCCUGACAGCCCCAGCGAACAGAGCUGCCAUCGUUCUGUCCCAUCCCUGCUUCACUGCACUUCGCUCUUCACUUCCUGGAAAUCACGGACUGAUUUAUGCUUGUCCAUGGUCAGUCAAGCCCUGGGGCUAAGGGUCUGUGCGGGUGGAGACCAGGGCCAUCUUGUUCAUUUGUGGGUCUCUCACCUCUACCAACCCUUCCCAGACCCCUUCUCAGGCCGGGCAGUGGCCCCGCGCCCCCUCACCCCAGCCCCGCCCAUCCUGGGCCGGCACUGUCUGGGGGUGGCUCUGUCUCCCCCACUGGACUGUCAGCCCCGGGAGGGCGGGGCCCGGGGCUCAGCCCAGCACAGCCCAGCACAAGAGAGGCACUUCAUAAAUAUUUGUUGCCUUAAUGAAGGCCACCACAUGCCAGGCUCUAGCUGGACAAUGCCAGGGACACCCCGGGGACAGGGAUGAAUCAGCCCCAGCUGGGCCCUGUAGUUCACCGGCGAGCAGAGCAAGGCGGUUACCCAACUUGGGCAACAUGCAAUGAGGGAAGGCCACUGAGGGAGGCACCCGGCCUGUGAAGUCGCCAGCCGCAGUGUCAUGCAUCACUGGUGCCUGAGCCCGUGCCCACGUGGGCCUGGCCCGUUCCGUCCCAGGCCAGGGGAGGCUGUGACAGGCCUGGGCGGGAGGUCCACAGAGCGCGAGGGCCUAGCACUGGGGCUAGACAGAAACGGGGUUUGAAUCUCAGCUCUGCCACUUGCUGUGGGAUGUGGCAUCACCAGCCCGCUCUGAAUGUCAGUUUCAUCAUCUGUCACCAAAGAAUGAUCGUACUUUAUGGCAUUGCC
This is a messenger RNA of Ailuropoda melanoleuca (giant panda), 3943 nucleotides long. RefSeq names its product acid phosphatase 7, tartrate resistant (putative) (gene ACP7). Lineage: Eukaryota; Metazoa; Chordata; Mammalia; Carnivora; Ursidae. The record is from RefSeq and is a predicted model, not a curated record. The transcript is spliced from 13 exons. The coding region runs from base 373 to 1677 and encodes 434 amino acids. Gene Ontology annotation, molecular function: metal ion binding; acid phosphatase activity.